CCGCCUUCCGUUUUUGUCACCAUCACAUGGAGGUUUGAUGGUUUCUUUUUUGUACAGGAUCUGUUGCAAAUACUUCUCACGAGCAGCUGCGGAAAUGACAGCCGUUACCCAAACCACUGCUGAAGCAGUUUGCCCCACCGAAAGUGUGCUGGGAAGUUUACCUCUCAGAUGAAGACCGCUGAUGAGGAGCAUCGAUGAACAGAUCACGGAGAGGAUGUGAAAAACAUGGAGGAAAAGAGUGCUGCUGAUGAAACAGAUGAGGUUUUGCAAGGGUCACUUCCGUCUAUCCAGGAUCUGGGUCAUCAUUUACCUCCGCGCAUCUCUGCUCAGAGUGGAAGCAUCGUGGUCGCUCCCUCCAUCCACAAUUCUAACAUCGGAAACUUAAACAUCACUAUCACCUCAGUUAGCCAAGGCAGUACCCUUCGAGCACAGAACCAAGACAACUGUGAGUCUCUGCAGGCCCAAAGUAACAAAGUAGCCGAAUGUCAACGGAAACUGCGAGAGACGCUAAAGAGGAAGUUCAGCCACCUGUUUGAAGGGCUCACAGACAAGGAAAACAAAAUACUCCUCAAUAGCAUCUACACGGAGCUCUACAUCAAUGAGGGAGGAAGUGCCGAGGUCAAUAAGGAACAUGAGGUGAGGCAGAUUGAGGCGGCAUCCAGGAUGCAUGUGGACCAGGAGAAAUCAAUCCACUGCAAUGAACUCUUUGCUCCUCCACCAGGACCACACCACCACAAUAUCAGAACGGUGAUCACGAGGGGAGUGGCCGGCAUCGGAAAAACGGUAUCCGUCAAUAAAUUUACUCUAGACUGGGCUGAUAAGAUAGCUAACACCGACCUGGAGUUUGUGUUCCCCCUCGCUUUCCGAGAGCUGAAUCUGAUGACAGAAAAAAACUACAGUCUAGAGGAGCUUCUCAGCGUCUUUUUCCCUGAUACGAAAGACACAGGAAUCUUCACUAAUAGUAAACGUAAAAUGCUCUUCAUCCUGGACGGUCUGGACGAGAGCCGCCUGCACUUGGACUUCCACGAGAUUGAAAUCGUCUCCGAUGUGAAGCAGUCCACCAAAAUGGCCGCGCUUGUGACCAAUCUCGUCAGGGGGAAACUGCUCCCCCUGAGUCUUGUUUGGAUCACGUCUCGCCCAGUUGCUUCCUGUCAGAUACCCGACGAGUAUGUUGACCGGGUGACCGAGGUCCGGGGGUUCAACAACCAGCAGAAAGACGACUACUUCCGGAAGAAAAUUGCAGACGAGAGCUUGGCAAACAGGGUGAUCGCCCAUGUGAAAUCCUGCAGGAUUCUCCACAUCAUGUGCCACAUACCAGUCUUCUGCUGGAUGGCGGUGAGUGUUCUCAGGAAACAGUUGGCGAUGACCGACAGUAAAGACACGCCAAAGACUCUCACUAAAAUGUACAUACAAUUCCUGUCUUUGUACGAGCAGACCAUGAAGAAGAGGUUGCCUGGAAGACGAGAGUCAAACGCUGAUGUCCGAGAUAACCUCAUCUCGCUGGGCAAACUGGCCUUUAAAGGGCUGGAGAAGGGCCGCUUGAUCUUCUAUGAAAAAGAUCUCAUCAAAUACGAAAUAAGCGCUUCGCAGGCCUCCAUGUUCUCAGGAGUCUACACACAGAUCUUCAGCGAGGAGCUGUCAAUAGGCGAGGAGAAGAUGUUCUGCUUUGUGCACCUGAGCUUGCAGGAGUUUUUCGCCGCACUGUACGUCUUCCUCAAGUUCCACAAUGACAACGUCAACGUCCUGGUGAAGAAGUCGUCUGCCUCGAGACUCUUCCAGUCCCGAGACACUUCAGAGCUCAUUCUCUAUAAGGAGGCCGUGGAAAAGACUCUGAAUUGUGAGAAGGGACAUUUUGACGUCUUCCUGCGCUUCCUGUUGGGCCUGUCUCUGGAUUCCAGUCAGACCCUUUUGCAACAUGUAAUGACCAGCAACAGAACAAACCAACGGACCAGAGCAGAGAUCAUCAAACACAUCAAGGAGAGGAUCAGGUCGAGUCCGUACACAGACAGGUGCCUCAAUCUCUUCCACUGCCUCUACGAGCUGAACGACCACUCGCUCGUGGAGGAGAUUCAGAGCUACCUCCGCUCGGGCCAUCUGAACAAAGCCAAACUGUCCCCUGCACAGUGGGCCACUCUGGUGUUUGUCCUGUUGACGUCGGAGGAAGAACUGAGUGUGUUUGAGCUGAGCAACUACAGCAGGUCAGAGAAGGGACUUGUGAGGCUGCUGCCUGUUGUCAAAACAGCUCAAGUGGCAAAUCUAAAAUCAUGUAAUCUCACGGUGACCUGCUGUGAAAUCCUGGCAAACUGCAUCGGCUCAUCUAAAAUUAGAGAUCUGGACCUGAGCAACAACAACCUGACAGAUCAAGGGAUUAUACUGCUCUCUGCUGGACUGAAGACGAUCAAACUGGAGACACUGAGACUGAGGAGCUGCAACUUGACUGAUCAAUGCUGCAAAGCCCUGGCCUCAUCUCUCAGCUCGGCAUCCUGCCAGCUCAAAGUCCUUGACCUCACUGACAACGACUUUCAGGACGCAGGAAUCUCAGUGAUCGCCGGUGGACUGGGGAGUCCUCAUUGCAAACUUGAAGUACUCAUUUUGUCCCUGUGCGGCGUGACAGAAGAAGGCUGCACUUACCUGGCGUCUGCUCUGAACUCAGCCCGUCUGAGGGAGCUCAACCUGAGCUACAACCACCCAGGAGACCUGGGCCUGAAGCUGCUGUCUACUCUGCUUGACGACCCACAAUGCAGCCUGCAGAAACUCAGUGUGGAAGAGUGUGGUGAAUCCAGGAUUCAGCCAGGUCCAAAGAAAUAUAUCACCAAACUCAGCCUGGACCCAAACACAGCACACAAAGACCUGGCUCUGUCCGAGGAGAACACGAAGGCGGAGCGUUGGACUAAGCAGCCGUAUCCCGACCACCCCGAGAGGUUCGAUUUCUGGAGACAGGUGUUGUGUCAAGAGGGACUGAGCGGCCGGUGCUACUGGGAGACAGAGUGGAGCGGGAGAACUGUCAUAGGAGUAGCCUACAGACGUAUGUGCAGGAAGGGAGAGGAAGCCGACAGCUGGUUGGGCCGGAAUGACUCCUCCUGGGGCCUGAGCUGUACAAACGAUGGCUUCAGGGCCCUGCACAGCACCACAAACACCGCUCUGACCAUCACCCCCAGCUCCAACAGAGUAGCAGUCCUUCUGGACUGGUUAGCGGGGACACUGUCGUUCUACCUGGUCUCCUCCCGUGCCUCACUGACCCUCCUCCACACCUUCCACACUUCCUUCACUGAGGCUGUCUACCCAGGGUUUCAGCUUGCCUGGGUGAGCGCCACAAUCAAACUGUGCUAAAAAUCACCAGGACAUAAAUCAUUGCUUCAUAUUCCUCCUGAUCUCAGAACCUCCUCCUGCUCUCUACACUGAAAGGUUCAGUGCAUGCAAAUACAAAGUUGAAUUAUUGCACUGUGGUUGUCAUCCACCACCAUCAAGUGCAGUUUUAGAGCACUAAAGUUUUCACUGUGACCUUUGACCACUGAUAGCAUCUGAGUCCAAUUGACAGCUGGACAAAAUUUGGAGGAAUUCAUUAAAAGCACAAUUGAGAUAGAACAUGUUCCUGAUAUAUCACAUUCAUCUGUCCGUCCCGUCACAUCCACUUGAGAGGUACUGGAAAAUGUUUUGUUAGGGAAAAUUGUACACUAAUGUAAAUGUAAAGAGUAGAACAAUGUGAAGUUAAUAUAUGUACAUUUGUUAUUUCUAAUAAAGGCUUUCUCUCGGGGAGACAAAGAAAAACCAAGAGAGAAACAACA
This is a messenger RNA of Platichthys flesus (European flounder), 3785 nucleotides long. RefSeq names its product NACHT, LRR and PYD domains-containing protein 3-like. Lineage: Eukaryota; Metazoa; Chordata; Actinopteri; Pleuronectiformes; Pleuronectidae. The coding region runs from base 226 to 3330 and encodes 1034 amino acids. The record is from RefSeq and is a predicted model, not a curated record. Gene Ontology annotation, molecular function: protein binding. The transcript has 10 exons.